CUCCGUCCCUCCGUCCCUCCGUCCCUCCGUCCCUCCGUCCCUCCGUCCGUCCCUCCCGCCCGCCCGGGUCCGCCCGCCCGGGUCCGCCCGCAGCGGGAGCCGCGCCGGGAGCCGCGGAGGAGCAGGCGAGGAGCGGCGGCCGCGGCCCGCGGGAGCCACAAGUGAGGAGGCGCCGCGUUCCGGGCGCAGCGGGCGGCGCAGCGGGCGCGGGAGAGGCCGGCGAGCCCCGACCCGGCCCGACCUCGACCUCCACCAGGACCCGGCCCGACCCGACCCGACCCGACCCCGACCUCCACUAGGACCCGGCCCGGCCCGGCCCGACCUCGACCUCGACCUCCACCAGGACUGUGCGCUGGUUGGCGGCGGCCCGCGUGGCGCUCGCUGCAGGCGCGUCCGGAGCGGCCGGUCCCGGGAACAUGCGGCGCGCCUGGGUCCUGCUCGCCCUGGGCCUGGCGGCCUGCGCGGCGGCGGCGGCGAGGGCGGAGCUGACCUCCGACAAGGACAUGUACCUGGACAACAGCUCCGUUGAGGAAGCCUCGGGAGUGUAUCCCAUCGACGACGACGACUAUGCCUCCGCUUCAGGCUCGGGAGCUGAUGAGGAUGGAGAGAGCCCCGAGCCGACGGCGUCCCGGCCGCUCCCCAACGCAGGGCCCACGAGCGCCGUCCCUGCCGCGGAGGCCACGACGCUGAAGACCCGUGGGAAGGUGCCUGCCCAGAUGGAGUCCCCUGAAGAAAUCGAUGAGGACAAAGUCCACCUCUCUGACUCCGAAAGGAAGGUGGACCCGUCCGACGAGGACGCAAACGUGUACACGGAGAAGCACUCGGACAACCUGUUUAAGCGAACGGAAGUCCUGGCGGCUGUCAUCGCUGGCGGCGUGAUCGGCUUUCUCUUUGCGAUUUUCCUUAUCCUGCUGUUGGUGUAUCGCAUGAGGAAGAAGGACGAGGGGAGCUAUGACCUUGGAGAACGCAAACCUUCCAGUGCUGCUUAUCAGAAGGCCCCCACUAAGGAGUUUUACGCGUGAAACUCCCACCUAGUGUCUCUAUUUAUGAGAUCACUGAACUCUUAAAAAUAAAGCUUUUGCAUAGAACAAUGAAGAUCUUUGUUUUUUGUUUUUUUCUGUUUUUUUUUGUUUGUUUUUUUUUUUCAUUAAAGAGCCAUUGUGGCACUUUGAUGAUUAAAAAAAAAAAAAAGUCCAAAUUGUAUUUAAAGCUUUCCAUGUAUUUCUUUAGGACGACGUAAAAUUAAAGCUUAACAUCCGCGGUGUUCUGUGAAUAGCAGUGGCAAAAUAUUAUGUUGUGAAAAUCCUCUCUGUUCAUGGAAUCGGUUUGGACUUUCACGCGCAAAUACAAAAAUGGUUGUUUUUAUCCUACGGUUCGAAGAUGAGAGCUGUUCAGUUUGCGUCCGCAUGUCUCCGAUCGACCUUGACCAACGUGGUCUUUGUUAAUUUAUCUGUUGUUCCCCUCUCCUCUGCUCUUCCCCCUUGUCCCCUUGAAAACGCAACAAGACUCUCUGCCUUUUGUAGCUGUUACGGUGCAAUUUGUCUCUGGAUAAUUCAGACAAUGGUAAUUUAGUGUAUAUGUGAUUUUCAAAUAUGUAAACUUUAACCUCCACUUUGUAUAAAUUUUUAAGUGUCAGACUAUCCAUUUUACACCUGCUUUGUUUUUCAUUACCUGUAGCUUCAGGCAGAUUUGCAACAGCAAAUUAAUGUGUAAAAUUGGAUUAUUACCACGAAAACUGUUCAGUCGUAGCUGUCUAAUCAGAUCUUCUCUCGGGAGGAUUUGAUGCGAGUUACUGACGAGCCUCAGCAAACCCAAAGACGCUAACAGUAUUUUGAGAAGUUGCUGCAGAUUCCUUUGGCCGCUGUAUUUGUUGAUUUCUUGCAAUUUGAAGGUACGAGUUAGGGGUUUAAGGAAAAAAAAAAUCAGUUUCUGUUCUUAAAAAUGCAUUUAAGUUGUAAACGUCUUUUUAAGCCUUUGAAGUGCCUAUGAUUCUAUGUAACUCGUCGCAGACUGGUGUUCAUGAGAAUAUAUAUCGGUUUAAAAAAAGUUGGUAUUUUAUAAGCACAGACAAUUCUAAUGGUAACUUUUGUAGUCUUACGAAUAGACAUAAAUUGUAAUUUGGGAACAUAAAAACUACUGAAUAAAUCACGUGGCCUAAUAUUGAAAA
Messenger RNA from Nyctereutes procyonoides (raccoon dog), 2167 nucleotides. It is a transcript of the gene SDC2, whose product is annotated as syndecan 2. Gene Ontology annotation, biological process: dendrite morphogenesis; cell migration. The transcript is spliced from 5 exons. The record is from RefSeq and is a predicted model, not a curated record. Gene Ontology annotation, cellular component: cell surface; membrane. Lineage: Eukaryota; Metazoa; Chordata; Mammalia; Carnivora; Canidae. Bases 417 to 1022 code for a protein of 201 amino acids.